Messenger RNA from Raphanus sativus (radish), 1252 nucleotides. Its product is annotated as RING-H2 finger protein ATL2-like. Lineage: Eukaryota; Viridiplantae; Streptophyta; Magnoliopsida; Brassicales; Brassicaceae. The coding region runs from base 192 to 989 and encodes 265 amino acids. The transcript has a single exon. The record is from RefSeq and is a predicted model, not a curated record.
AAACAAAGAAAUGUACAUCAAUCAACACACAAAAGAGUGAAAGCGUCAACAAGUAAAUGGUCAACGUUGGCGUCUUCAAAUUCCGAUGUCCCGAGAGACCAUCUCUCUUUCUUUUCUCCUAAUAAAACCACAAAACCUUCCUUCCUUUCACCCAACUUUCUAUCUCUCAGUUCUCACUCCGGAUCCGAAUCAUGAGCUUAAGAGACCCGAAUCCAGUAACUAACACACCCGGAUCCUUUUCGGAUCCUGCCGGGUUCGCUAUAAACACCAGAAUCAUGCUCACCGCCAUAAUCAUAAUCAUAUUCUUCGUCCUUCUCAUGGUCUCUCUUCACCUCUACUCUCGUUUCUACCUCCACCGCUCUCGCCGUUUCCAUAUCCGCCGCUUGAACCGCACUAGACGCGCCGCCGCCGCCAUGACCUUCUUCGCCGAUCCUUCCACCUCCUCCGCGGUCGCCACUCGCGGCGGUCUCGACCCCUCCGUCAUCAAAUCUCUUCCCACUUUCACGUUCUCCGCCGCAACCGCCGCGAUGAUCGAGUGUGCGGUUUGCCUCUCGGAGUUUGAGGAGAGCGAACCGGGUCGGGUUUUGCCCAGUUGCAAGCACGCGUUUCAUGUUGAGUGCAUUGAUAUGUGGUUUCACUCUCAUUCUUCUUGUCCUCUAUGCCGAUCGCUCGUCGAGCCUAUCGCCGGAGGAGUAAAAACUGCGGCGGAGGAGGUAGUCGCAAUUUCGAUUUCUGAGCCGGUUUCAGGUGACGACACAAACGACGUCGUAGAAGCUGAGACUUCUGAUCGUGAAGACUCCGGGGGAAAAUCAGAUAACGAGUUGACUCUGAGUCACUCGUUUAGGUCGCGGGUGAUAUCUUCCACGUGGAUUUUCAGCAAAGAACGGAGAAGCGCUUCUUCUUCUUCGUCUUCUCUCGGGGUUCAGCGGGUCUGUAGCAUGCCGGUGACGGAGUUAGAUAUUGAGGCCGGAGGAGAAGAGGCUCGUUGACUUUAAGACACGCAAUGUUACUGCCACGUGGACGUGUAUGAUUUGUUUCGAGUGUUUCUUUUAGUUUAGAGUUAAAGAUGCAGAGAUAAAAUAAUUCUUCGUUACUUUUCAGUUCUGGCGUUUCCGAAAAGGGUUAAUGUAGAUUUCAUUGUUUAAUGAGUUUGGACACGUGACGUAAUCUGAACUGUCUUUUUCUUGGGACAUUUAAAUGUUUUACUACUACUCCCUAAGUAGUUUAGACUAAUAAAACUAUUAUCAACAAA